Molecule: messenger RNA, 1443 nt
Organism: Pichia membranifaciens NRRL Y-2026
Lineage: Eukaryota; Fungi; Ascomycota; Pichiomycetes; Pichiales; Pichiaceae
Exons: 1
Coding region: 1-1443 (480 amino acids)
Biological process (GO): box H/ACA sno(s)RNA 3'-end processing; mRNA pseudouridine synthesis; rRNA pseudouridine synthesis
Cellular component (GO): box H/ACA snoRNP complex
Molecular function (GO): pseudouridine synthase activity; RNA binding
Source: RefSeq, a predicted model, not a curated record
AUGUCAGACGAAUACAUGAUCAAGCCCUCGACGGAGGCUCCGUGCACAGACGCCUCGUCAUGGCCAUUGUUGCUCAAGAACUACGACCAGCUGCUGGUGCGUUCUGCACACUACACGCCUAUCCCGGCGGGAUGUGCGCCACAGAAGCGUCCGAUCGAGUCGUACGUGCGUAGUGGUAUCAUAAAUUUGGACAAGCCAUCGAACCCAUCGUCGCACGAGGUGGUUGCGUGGAUCAAGAGAAUCCUGAGAGUGGAGAAAACAGGACACUCGGGCACGUUGGACCCCAAGGUGACGGGCUGCUUGAUUGUGUGCAUCGACCGGGCCACGAGACUGGUGAAGUCGCAGCAGGGCGCCGGUAAGGAGUACGUGUGCAUUGUCAGAUUGCACUCGGCGCUCGAGGACGCCAAGGACAUGGGGCGCUCGUUGGAGAACCUCACGGGUGCGUUGUUCCAGAGACCUCCUUUGAUCUCUGCGGUCAAGAGACAGCUCAGAGUGAGAACGAUCUACGACAGCAAGUUGUUUGAGUUCGACAACGAGAGAGGCUUGGGUGUGUUCUGGGCCUCGUGCGAGGCCGGAACCUACAUGAGAACGCUGUGUGUCCACCUGGGCAUGCUGCUCGGUGUCGGAGGCCACAUGCAGGAGUUGAGAAGAGUGAGAUCCGGGGCCUUGUGCGAGAACGACAACCUCGUCACCCUACACGACGUCAUGGACGCCCAGUGGGUCUACGACAACUCCAGAGACGAGAGCUACUUGAGAAGAAUCAUCAUGCCUUUGGAGACCUUGCUUGUCGGCUACAAGAGGAUUGUCGUCAAGGACUCUGCCGUCAACGCCGUCUGCUACGGUGCCAAGCUGAUGAUCCCAGGGUUGUUGAGGUACGAGAAGGGCAUCGAGCUCUACGACGAGGUUGUGCUCAUGACCACCAAGGGCGAGGCCAUUGCCAUCGGCAUUGCCCAGAUGUCCACCGUCGACUUGACUUCCUGCGACCACGGCGUUGUUGCCACGGUGAAGAGAUGUAUCAUGGAGAGAGACACCUACCCAAGAAGAUGGGGUCUCGGUCCCGUUGCCUUGAGAAAGAAGCAGAUGAAGUCCGACGGCAAGUUGGACAAGUUCGGCCGUCCUAACGAGAACACCCCGGACACCUGGAAGAAGGAGUACGUCAGCCACGAGGACGUGCAGGCUCCUGCCGUUCCGGAGGACAAGCUCAAGGCCCCAGAGGUGCAGAAGUCCAAGGGCUCUCUCUUCGACAAGGACGCAGCCAAGGAGCACAGCAAGAACGCUGCUGCCCACAGCGACGCCGAGGACGACGAGAAGAAGGAAAAGAAGGAAAAGAAGGAAAAGAAAGACAAGAAGGACAAGAAGGAAAAGAAGGACAAGAAGAGAAAGGCCGACGACGAGGGCGAGAAGGACGAGAAGAAGAAGAAGAAGAAGUCCAAGAAGGACUGA